Centruroides sculpturatus (bark scorpion) is the source of this 480-nucleotide messenger RNA. Its product is annotated as serine/threonine-protein kinase Genghis Khan-like. Gene Ontology annotation, cellular component: cytoplasm; cytoskeleton. The transcript has 3 exons. The record is from RefSeq and is a predicted model, not a curated record. The annotation marks the transcript as partial. Gene Ontology annotation, molecular function: protein serine/threonine kinase activity; ATP binding. Gene Ontology annotation, biological process: actomyosin structure organization; peptidyl-threonine phosphorylation. NCBI's taxonomy places the organism in Eukaryota, Metazoa, Arthropoda, Arachnida, Scorpiones, Buthidae.
UACCUUGUUAUGGAUUAUUACUGUGGUGGAGAUUUAUUGACACUAUUAAGUAAAUUUGAAGACCGCCUUCCAGAAGAUAUGGCAAAAUUCUAUAUUACAGAAAUGAUUCUUGCAAUUGAUUGCAUUCAUAAAUUGAAUUAUGUACAUCGAGAUAUCAAACCUGAUAAUGUACUUUUAGAUGCCAAUGGUCAUAUACGUCUUGCUGAUUUUGGUUCUUGCUUAAAACUUCUUGAAGAUGGAACAGUUCAGUCUAAUGUUGCUGUUGGUACACCAGAUUACAUAUCACCGGAAAUUUUAAGAGCUAUGGAAGAUGGUCAAGGGAAAUAUGGACCUGAAUGUGAUUGGUGGUCUCUUGGUGUUUGUAUGUAUGAAAUGUUGUAUGGAGAAACUCCUUUUUAUGCGGAAUCUUUGGUAGAAACAUAUGGCAAAAUUAUGAAUCAUAAGGUUAUUAUUAAUUUUAUUAUCAAAUUAUAUGCUUAA